Molecule: messenger RNA, 3003 nt
Organism: Dioszegia hungarica
Lineage: Eukaryota; Fungi; Basidiomycota; Tremellomycetes; Tremellales; Bulleribasidiaceae
Exons: 18
Coding region: 1-3003 (1000 amino acids)
Cellular component (GO): plasma membrane
Molecular function (GO): calcium-activated cation channel activity
Source: RefSeq, a predicted model, not a curated record
AUGUCACACCUCCCACGCCAAGUCAAACCCCCAACUCCCUCUGCAAGCCCCUCCUCAUCCGACUGGUCUGCCCAGCUCGUAGCACAAGCCGAGAAAUCAUGGACCGUCUCAGGAACAUCCGUGCUCUCCGCGUGGACCAUGGCAUUUAUCGGAUCUCUACUAAUCAUCGCCUUCUUCUGCUGGCGGCGGCAUCGAGACCCCAUGGUCCAUCUCCCCCGAUACCUCUCGCUGAUCCACCGCGAGCCCGGCGUGGCGCCCAAGCGCGAAAAGGGGGAGUGGCACCCGUAUGUCCCUUCUUCGAACCCCGCCAGCCUUCCCGAAUCGCGCGCAGAAGAAGAGAGGGCGCACGCGAGGAUCAAAAUGCGAGAGGAGGAAGAAGAGGCUGAGCGGCUGGCAGCGAAGAAGUGGGGUCUAGGGGAGAAGAGCGAGGAAGUCAAAGUGGAGGUGGUGAGGAAGAUCAAGGGGAUGGAACUGCACGAAGCAGCGUUGGCGUGGUUGAGGCCUGCGUGGCGGGAUUUCCGGGUCGAAUUGAACGUUUUCAAUAGAAAAGCAGCGGCCGAGAGGGACAGGCAACAACUAAUCAGCCUCGGUCUCGACGCCUUCACAUUCCUCGAGUUCCUCCGCCUCCUCCGCUGGCUCUUCGCCCUCGUGACAGUCUUUGUCGCCCUCCCCUUACUAUGCGCCAACUACUUUAUCAACACCCGCACCGAGUGGGGUUCCGCGCGAGAUACGCUCAAUACGGGGAGUGGGACGAGUGGGAAUCUGACGACCGCGUUAGGGGAUCUGCAGCUGUUUACGGCGGCGAAUAUUACGGGGAAUGCGUGGUGGGUGCAUAUCAGUGCGGAGUUUGUGGUGACGAUGAUUGUGGUGAUGCAGGUGUUCAUCUACUCUCGGAGGCACGAGCGCGCCAUUGAGAUCUGGAGUGACAUGAACGCCCGCGAAGUGGCAUUCAAGACCAUCCUCAUCACAGGUCUCAACAUCCCCGCCAAGCUCAAAAAAUCCGACCGACUCACCGUCCUCGACGCCAAGAGGCGCAUCAAGCUCACGAUAGCCUGUCCGCCCGAGGAACAAGUCGAGAUCACGAUCAAACAGGAAAAGAUGAAUGAGUUGGCGGAGGCAAUCAAGAGGUGGAAUGAGGUCGAGAGGAAACGGGUCAUGGAGCGGUUACAACCCUGGGCGGACGGGCGGAUCGCAAAGGGUAAGACGAGCGGUGGGGGUGGGGGUGGGUGUUGGGGCUGGUUGAAGGGGGAGGGGUAUAAGUCCGACGAGCAGAUAGUAAAAGAAGCUUUCCGGAUACAGAUCGCGCGGCAAAAGGAACAGCGCCGACGCCGGGAGAAGGAGGAUACCUCCCUCGUUCAGGCAGACAUCACUGCAGCUUUCGUUACUUGGCCGACGGCUAAAGCCGCGCACAAGAAGCUACAAGAGCUGCAUCAGCUGAAGGACAAGAAGUUCAAGGCUGAAAGAUGUCCUCGGAGUGUCUGCGUGCUCUGGCGAAACCUAGAGAAAGACCCCUCCACCAUCGCCUCGCAGCGCAUCACAGGCGCCAUCGUCCGGUGGACCAUAACCGCCCUAAACUCCAUCCCCGUGAUGUUUAUCACCAUACUGACCAAUCUUGACGCUUACAUCGACGGCAACCCGAAACUCCGAACCAUGCGCGAAACCUCCUCCUUCUGGAACGCAGUCUUCACCGCCGCCGCGGGAGUCAUCCCCGCCUCACUCGCUGCGCUGUUCAUCAUGGCUUUGCCUAUCAUCUUGCGCGCGCUAAGUCGGUUCCAGGGCGCCUUGAGCAGAGGUCAGCUGGAUAAGGAUGUUAUCAGGCAGAUGUUCGUUUUCUUGCUGCUGUCCAAAUUCGUUGUCUUCUCCCUCAUGAGUAUAGGAUACGAGACGUACCUGAACAUCGAGGGUCAAAUCGGGAAAGAAGACGUCCGAACGAUCUUUGCCAGCCUCGGCGACGUGCCCGCCAAGAUCACGAAGGCGUACAUCUCGCAAAGCUCGUACUGGCUGUCCUUCUUUCCUAUCAAGUGCGCGGUGGUGUGUCUCCAGCUCACCCAGCUCCCGCGGUAUUUCCUGAAAGCUUGGGACUUCUAUGUAGUCCGCGAGGCAAAUACCAGAGACCGGUUAGAGGUAGCUGCGCAACCCGCGGAGUUUGAGUAUGGUAUGUCAUGCCGCACGCAUCACGUCAGGACAAAGAUGGACCAUGCUAACCUAGAUCCAUCAGCCAUCGAAUACACCAACAUCCUAUUCGGUCUCGUCGUCGCCCUGGUCUACACCCCGCUCGCGCCCAUCGUGUCUAUCUGCGGCGCCAUGUACUUCUGGACGGCUUCUAUCGUCUAUCAAAACCAGCUCACCUUUGUCGAAGAAACGGUCGAGACGGACGGUAAAGUCUGGAAAGUCGUCAUGAACCGUCUUCUUGUCGCUUUGAGCUUCAUGCAGGCUCUGAUGACACUGACCGUCCUCCUCAAGACCCAACCUUUCGCAGAUUCCAAACUCCCCCUCGCGCCUCGUCUUCUACCCACAAUCUUCGCCUUCCUUCCUCUCCUCAUCACCCUCCUUCUGGCGCGCCACGUCCGGGCCCGUCGUACCGCCGCGCAAAUCAUUUCAGACCGCUCCACUUCCGCUCCCUCCGCCUCCGUGGCCCGCGCGCCAAAAUUCGAGCUCGAUAUUCUUCGUUCGGACGCCAUCAAGCCCAUCAAGAUCUUCGAGCACCAGGAGGACUUGUUUGUGGAGUUGAGUAGGAAGAAGGGGAUGGAGGGGCUGCGGAGGUUGAUGCCGCAGAUAGGAUGGCGGAUUAGGGAGCAGAAGAUGGAGGCGUGGGGAGAGAAGGGGAUUCAGAGGGGGGAUGAGAGGGAGAGGAAGAAGAUGGGCGAGAGAGAGGCGGAGAGGGAGAGGCAGAAGAGGAGGGUGAGGGAGAGGAGGGAGGCUAAGGGGAGGAAAGUAGAAAAAGGCGGGAAGAGAGGGAAGGGAGGGUCCGAGAGGGGGAGAGGGUAUCGGCGACGAAGAUAG